Molecule: messenger RNA, 792 nt
Organism: Gossypium arboreum
Lineage: Eukaryota; Viridiplantae; Streptophyta; Magnoliopsida; Malvales; Malvaceae
Exons: 1
Coding region: 1-792 (263 amino acids)
Molecular function (GO): catalytic activity
Source: RefSeq, a predicted model, not a curated record
AUGAAAAUAAUAUGCUGGAAUAUCCGUGGACUGGGGAAUCCACGGGAAGUGAGAAGGCUUCUAUUUUCGCUGAAGCAACAAAAUCCCCAAAUGGUCUUCUUUAUGGAGACUAAAAUUAAUGAGAAGUGGAUGAAGAAAAUUAGGAGGAGAUGUGGUUUUGGAAAUGGGAUUGAUGUCAGUGCAGAAGGGUCUCGUGGAGGAAUUUGUCUAGCAUGGAAAGAAGAUAUCCAGGUUAGUCUAAAAAUAUUCUCAUUAACUCAUAUUGAUGUACUGGUGAAAGGAGAGAAUAUCACUGAUGAAUGGAGGUUUAAAGGCUUCUAUGGGUCACCUUAUAUACAGAAUAAAAAUGUCUCAUGGAAUCUAUUGAGGAACUUGGGUAAGGAAUCAGAUCACCCUUGGCUAGUGGGUGGGGAUUUUAAUGAAAUAAUGUACUCUUUUGAAAACAGCGGGGGUCAACAAAGAGAGGAGAAGAUGAUGGAAGCCUUUCGUGAGGUUCUAGAAGAAUGCCAUCUAACUGAUGUGGGAUAUACGGGGGUAUGGUUUACAUGGGAAAGAGGGAAUAUGGCGGAAACAAAUAUCAGAGAGAGAUUGGAUAGGGAUGUUGCAAAUGAAAAAUGGAUAAAGCUUUUUCCAAGAGGUAAUGUUCAUCAUUUAACAUCUUCAUUAUCUGAUCAUUGCCCCCUUUUAAUUAAUACAACAAUUGGAUAUAAUUUUAUGGGAAUUCCAAAAUUCAAAUUUGAGGCAUGGUGGACUAUAGAGGAAUCACUUGAACAAGAGGUCAAGAAAAUGUAG